Phialemonium atrogriseum is the source of this 2095-nucleotide messenger RNA. Its product is annotated as putative major facilitator superfamily transporter protein. Bases 384 to 1745 code for a protein of 453 amino acids. Lineage: Eukaryota; Fungi; Ascomycota; Sordariomycetes; Cephalothecales; Cephalothecaceae. The record is from RefSeq and is a predicted model, not a curated record. Gene Ontology annotation, biological process: transmembrane transport. The transcript has 3 exons. Gene Ontology annotation, molecular function: transmembrane transporter activity. Gene Ontology annotation, cellular component: brush border membrane.
AUCUCACUGGGGCCAUGUCUGGGCAGCCCAAGUAUCCUAAAUAGUCUUGAUCUGUGAUCUGUAUGUGUCCGUCGAAUUGUGACAAUACUCUCUCUAAAAACGUCUACUCGAUGAUUUCUCGAGGUUCGGAUCUCUAGGUUGUUGCCUCAGGCAGGUAUCCCAGUACCUCAAACGAAAGCUGUCCCAAAGUAUCAGCUUAAGCUUUGACUUGAUGAUGUGACACUGGCUCUUUGCCAGUUACUUUUGCAACCGCUUUUCUUUUCGUUCUUCUUCACGGCACCUGUGCUUGACUCGAAAUUAGCCAGCGCAGCAUCCUCUUUGUUUUACGAAACUGUCAGCAUUGUAAUUUGUUGCAGGUUAGGUUGGCCAAAGGCGCCGGAACCAUGGCAUCAACCGUGGACGUCACAACCAGGAAGAGGGUGUUGAAAGUUAUAUUCGUUUCUCUACUAUUGGAUUUGAUAUCCUUUACCUUCAUCCUCCCCCUAUUUCCCAGGCUACUCGAAUUCUAUCGCAACCUCGAAGCACCCGAAACAGCGUCCGGCGAGCAGUCGCCAUCCCUGCUAUCGAAUAUAUUGGGCCACCUCAAUACCUACAAGGCUGCGUUUGCGCGCCCCAUCGACUCGAGAUAUGACAUAGUUCUGCUCGGCGGAGCGUUGGGGAGCCUCUUCUCUCUUCUCCAAGCAGCCGCGUCCCCAUUCAUCGGCCACCUGUCGGACCGUUAUGGGCGCCGAACCGCGCUUCUUGCCAGCAUGGCCGGCAACAUCCUCUCCGUGCUCCUCUGGGUCAUGGCCGUCGAUUUCCGUACCUUCCUCGCGUCGCGCGUAGUCGGGGGCCUGUCCGAAGGCAAUGUCCAGCUGGCGACUGCCAUCGCCACCGAUAUAUCGGACGAAACGAGCCGCGGCUCGACCAUGGCCCUCAUCGGCGUCUGCUUCUCCAUCGCUUUCACCUUCGGCCCGGCGCUGGGCGCUUGGCUGAGCUCCAUCGCCACCGUCGCCACGAACCCCUUUGCGACUGCCGCGGGGUUCUCGCUCUUCCUCAUCGUGACCGAGACGGUGUAUCUAUACCUCUACCUCCCGGAGACCCUGCCUUCCCUGACCAAGGCGGCACGCAAGACGGGUGACCCGGCCCCUUCCAAGGCUAAACAGGUAGUGCGGACGAAUUCGCACAUUCUGCUCAACUUUAUCCAUCUGGCAUUCCUGCUCUUCUUCUCUGGCAUGGAAUUCUCCCUGCCCUUCAUGACCUGGGACCUCUUCGAGUAUACCUCGGCGAAGAACGGGAGAUUACUCGGCUUUGUCGGCCUUGUGGCGUCCAUCCUCCAGGGCGGCGUCACCCGCCGUCUUUCUCCCCUGCUCUCCGUCCGGAUAGGGGUCAUCGCAUGCAUGAUCGCCUUCAUCCUCCUGGGACGCCUCUCCUCUGUGGCUGGUCUGUAUGUCGCCGCGGCCUGCCUAGCCACGACAUCCGCCACGGUCGUGACUGGCCUCAACGCCCUUAGCAGCUUUGAGGCUAAUGAGGGGGAACGCGGUGGCAAGCUUGGGAUGCUGAGAAGUUGGGGCCAGCUCGGGAGGGGGCUUGGUCCUAUUCUCUUUACGAGUGUUUACUGGUGGGCUGGGCGAGAAGUCGCAUAUGGCAUAGGAGCUCUGGGCAUUGCGGGCGUCAGCCUCCUGGUCUUAUUCGGGCUUAAGAUGCCUGCCUCGUCGGAGCAGUUGAAAUCCGCACCUGUUCAGGAUGAGAAGAAGGAGCUAUGAUAUUGGACUCGUGGGCAUUGAGCAUGUAUGUGGUUAUUGACUCAAGCAUGGUUGGAGGUUGGUUGUAAGUCUAGGGCUGUCCUGUCUGCAUUUUUGGAUAGAUGUUGGGAGAGUUGCCCUGGAUAUUUAGCAUAUGGUUGCUGUACGAAUAACGUGGUACAGGAACCUGGAUACACAAAGAGAUUCACGCGAUGCGAUUUUCUGUUGAUAUAUGUGCAUCCCUUAGGAGGGGACGAUGUCUCGUUAUAUUCUGCUAGCAUCCAGGGGUAACUCCUUCGAGGUCAUCCCUCAUGGUCAAACUGAAAGCAAAGAAAAAGAGGCCAAAAAAAAGGCCACACAGUAUAUCCAUG